GACGUCGAAAAUGGCCUGGCUACCGAGCAGCUCGAACGGAUCGGACAACGCGGAUGAGCGGAGCACGGCCUCCAGCGCCAGCUCGGCCGCCGGCAGCAACGGCCGGCGGGAGGAGGCCAACGGCUCGCCCAGGCCGGCACCUGCCACCGCCACCGCCACUGCUUCAGCUGGAGCUGGGGCUGGGGCUCGCCAGCCGCCGGCCCUGCUGCGGCAUGCCACGCCCUAUCUGCAGCCCAAGACGGAGUCCAUUUCGGACGGAGACGGCGACUUGUCGGACUUCUCGCUGAACGACACCGAGGAGGAUGAGGAGGAUCUGCGCGACUAUAUCGUGCUGAACGGCAAUCAGGCGGAUGGCUGUCGCUCCCUGUCCAACUCCCCGCGCAGCGGCAGUGGCUGUGGCAAUCCCUUCGCCAGCUCCCGGACCUCGCCCUGUCGCAACGGACAGCUGACGGGCACGGCGAACGGCAAUGGCGCCUCCGCCGGGACUGGCGGCGGCGUCCGUAAGGUGUUCACCAACACCCGCGAGCGCUGGCGCCAGCAAAACGUGUCGGGGGCCUUCGCGGAGCUGCGCAAGCUGGUACCGACGCAUCCGCCGGACAAGAAGCUGUCGAAGAACGAGAUCCUGCGCUCGGCCAUCAAGUACAUCAAGCUGCUGACCGGCAUCCUCGACUGGCAACAGCGCCAGGACGGGCACGGGCUUGGGCACGGACACGGGCAAGGGCACGAGCAGAACAACAACGACAACCACAUGGCCAACGGCCACGCUCCGGACGCGGCAGAGGCGUCAGCCGCUCUGUCCGCCUUCCGGCACAUCAAGUGCGAGCGCCUGGACGGACACCAGCAGCAACAGCAGCAGCAGCGCAACGGUGGCAACGAUCUCCUCAUGAUUGCCCCCGAAGCAGUCAUCAAAACGGAGCUCCAGCAGCAGGCCACCACCUUCCCCGAUCCCCCAGCCGCCAUGACGGUGGCGGUGGCCGAGGCCCGGGUUCUGGCCGCAGUGAAGCCGACGACAGCCGCCUCGUCCAGCGGCAGGAGCAGCAAGCGGCGGGUCAAGCUGGAGGGCGGCCUCGGCCUCCCCACCGACCUGAGCGUGGUCAAGCGACGCAGGACGUAG
Drosophila persimilis is the source of this 1114-nucleotide messenger RNA. RefSeq lists its product as uncharacterized. The record is from RefSeq and is a predicted model, not a curated record. Gene Ontology annotation, molecular function: RNA polymerase II cis-regulatory region sequence-specific DNA binding; DNA-binding transcription factor activity, RNA polymerase II-specific; protein dimerization activity. Lineage: Eukaryota; Metazoa; Arthropoda; Insecta; Diptera; Drosophilidae. The transcript is spliced from 2 exons. The coding region runs from base 11 to 1114 and encodes 367 amino acids. Gene Ontology annotation, biological process: regulation of transcription by RNA polymerase II.